Messenger RNA from Aureobasidium uvarum, 1764 nucleotides. The record is from the annotation of a GenBank genome assembly. Lineage: Eukaryota; Fungi; Ascomycota; Dothideomycetes; Dothideales; Saccotheciaceae.
GGAGGGCCCGAUCCUGAGAUCGCAAAGACGGCCUCAUACGAUUAUGAAAACCAGGAUAUUACUGCUAUCAAGGAAGGAACUUCGAAUGACCUUCCCGGAGAGCAGCUCCAGCGUGGUCUGCACUCGCGACAGGUUUCUAUGAUUGCCAUUGGCGGUGCACUUGGUACUGGACUGAUCAUCGGAACCGGCAAAGCUCUUGCUCAAGCUGGUCCCGGAUCUAUCUUGAUCGCAUACAGUUUCGUUGGUCUUCUCGUCUGGAUUGUCAUGGCUGCCGUCGGUGAGAUGGCUGCUUGGAUCCCUGUUGCUGGCGGUUUCUCACCCUUCGCUACGCGCUUCUGCGACCCUGCUCUUGGUUUUGCUCUCGGAUGGACUUAUUGGUUCAAAUACAUCAUUGUCACGCCUAAUCAGUUGACGGCUGCGGCGUUAGUCAUAUCGUACUGGGUCGACGCGGACAAAGUCAAUCCUGGUGUCUGGAUCACGAUUUUCUUGAUCGCGAUUGUCGCCAUCAACUACCUGGGUAUCCGUUUCUUUGGAGAAUUUGAGUUUUGGCUCUCUUCGAUCAAGGUUCUCGUGGUCUGCGGCAUGAUUAUCCUCUCUCUUGUCCUCGCACUUGGAGGUGGCCCUGAUGGCGAUAGAAAAGGCUUCCGCUACUGGAACAAUCCUGUGAGUACCUCGGAUUAUUUUUGCAGGGGACGGGCACUAACAGAAUAUUGUAGGNGAGCUUUCAAAGAGUACAAAGGCGAGGGCGCAGCUGGCCGCUUCUAUGGACUGUGGAGCUCAAUGGUCACCGCUGUGUUUGCCUACCUUGGAACCGAGUUGGUUGGUGUAACCGUCGGCGAAGCUGAGAAUCCUCGCAAGACCAUUCCCAGAGUGAGAGAGAUCCGAUGCAUACUCUGGAAGACACCAUUGACCUUCUUCCGUAUCGUCUUCUUCUACAUCCUGUCGGUCCUCCUCGUCGGCAUGAUCGUGCCUUACAACAGUGACAAGCUCGCUUUUGCCACCAAGCAGUCGAACUCUGCUGCUGCAUCGCCUUUCGUUGUCGCUAUCCAGCUUGCUGGCAUCAAAGGGCUCCCCGGCUUCUUGAACGCUUGCAUCCUGAUCUUUGUCUUUAGUGCUUGUAACUCUGAUCUUUACAUCGCCAGUCGUACUCUCCACGGUCUUGCUCUCCGUGGUCAAGCACCCAAAAUCCUGGCCAAGACCGACAAGCGUGGUGUCCCUUACUACUCUCUCGGCCUCUCGACUUGCUUCUGUCUGUUGGCAUACAUGAACGUCUCAUCCAGCAGCAAGGAGAUUUUCGGCUACUUUGUCAACUUGACCACCAUCUUCGGUCUGCUGACCUGGAUUUCCAUCCUCGUCACCCACAUUUACUUCCGUCGCGCUUGCAAGGCUCAAGGCGUUACCCCCAAGCAGCUGCCCUACGCCGCGCCCCUCGGUAUCUGGGGGUCCUACUUCUCUCUCUUCUGGUGCUGUCUCAUCGCCCUGACCAAGAACUUCUCCGUCUUCACCCACAACAAGAAGUAUGGCAACUUUGACUACAAGAACUUCAUCACCGGAUACUUGGGUAUUCCUCUGUACUUGAUCCUUAUCUUUGGAUACAAGUUCAUCAAGAAGAGCAAGGGUGUUAAGCCUCUUGAGGCUGAUCUGUUCACUGGCAAGGAUGUCUUUGAUCGUGAUGAAGAGUACUGGAAGGCUGUUGAGCAUGAGAAGGAUGCCAAGCGUGAUGGAAGCUGGUUCUACAGAACCUUCCUGUCUUGGCUGUUCUAG